Messenger RNA from Ahaetulla prasina, 4123 nucleotides. RefSeq names its product centrobin, centriole duplication and spindle assembly protein (gene CNTROB). The coding region runs from base 298 to 3276 and encodes 992 amino acids. The record is from RefSeq and is a predicted model, not a curated record. Lineage: Eukaryota; Metazoa; Chordata; Lepidosauria; Squamata; Colubridae. The transcript has 20 exons. Gene Ontology annotation, biological process: regulation of cilium assembly; centriole replication; centrosome separation. Gene Ontology annotation, cellular component: centrosome; centriole.
AAAACACUUGCCCGGAAGGAAAAUGGCGGCGUCGGCUUCACCCCACUCCCGCCCCCGAGGCUUUGCCUGGCGGUGCGCGGGGGGCGAAAGAAGCCGAGCGGGGCCCCCGGCGAGGACCGGAACGGCGGGGAUGGCGGCCUAGAGGCCUGGCGGGGCAGCAGAGGACCAGCUGCUUUCCUGGUGGUGGUUCCAGCCUCCUGCUGCCGGCGUUUGGGGCUCCAUUAUGACAAAAGUUCCAGCCUUGUGAGCUCAGAAUGCUUGUGCUGACUGCAGCCCCUCGCUUCGGACCCCGGGACCAUGGCUGAGAAGGGCCUCAGGAGAGCACUGAGCUCUUCCCUCCACAGCGAUGAUCUCUUAAGCGACAUGGAGCUGCUGCCAGCCUCGGACCCCCCCACCCCUGGGCAGCAGGUGCCCUCUUCUCAGCUGGCCACCCCUUAUACCUCCAAAGUCACCACCCAGCUCUACGCCUCUCUUCACCAGAGCCGGCAAGCCGAGGCUCUGGCCUCUUCUCGGCUCGAGGGACAGCACGGCUCGGCCCUGGCUAGGAAAGCCAUGGAGGCCGACGUUGAUCUCGACACUCUGGCGGAAGAGCUAAGCCAUCGGCUUUCCGCCGGCGUGGAGGCCAGCACAUUUAGGCAGGCCGCCGUGGCCGAGUCCCGCCACAUUUCGGAGAUGGAGAACGUCCGGUGCCACCUGCAGAGUAUGCUGCGGGGAUCCAGAGAUGGGCCUGGGGGUCCGGCGAUCACGCUCGAGUCCUUGGAACGCAAAGAUGACGAUUCCUUUGAGAGUGACAGCACGAGUGCCUUGCUCAACGCCCGUCCUCUGCACGAAGUCUCCCCUCCGGGAUCCCUGGCCAGCUUCGAGGAUCUCUUCCCCCGCUACACCAGCCUGCGCCUGGGUCACUUCCACGAUCAAGUCUCCCAACUGGAUCCCCGCUUGCUAAAAGACGCUUUGGAGAAAGAACAGGCCCGGCGGAAACAUUGCGAGCGGCACAUCCAGGUCCUCCAGAACCGCAUCCUGGAACUGCAGCAACAGCUGGCGGUGGCCAUCUCGGCCGACAAGAGGAAAGACGGCAUGAUCGAGCAGCUGGAUAAGACUUUGGCUAAAGUUGUGGAAGGCUGGAACCAGCAGCAGGCCGAGCGGACGGUGUCCCUGCGGAGGCUGCAGACCGAGAAGGAGGCUGCCGAGCAGGGGCUGGGGAGGCAGAAGGAGAAAAUGUCGGAGCUGGAAGGGCGACUCCAGCAGGCCUUGUCCUCCCUCAACCGGGAUCAGCAGCUGGCCAGCCAGUACUGCAGGGAGAAAGAGAUCUUGGAGAAGGAAAAGACCACCCUGUCCUACAGCUUAGAGGCCGAACGUGUCCGGGUGCAGAACCUGGAGGCCGAGUGGGAUCUGGAACGGCGCCAGCAGGACGUCCUGCGGGCCACCCUGGAGGAGCAGCAGAGGAGCUGGGCCCAGCGGGAGAAAGAGCUGGAAGAGCGGCACCAGACCCUGCAGGAGGAGAGCCGGCUUCACCUCGAGAAGGAGAAGAUGGUGGCCCAGCGGGAAGCUCAGAAGGCCCUGGAUGCCCAACAGGUCCUGUCUACGGCGCAGGCAGAAAUGCAAGGCCUGCAGGCCGACCUGGAGGCCGUGCGGCGCGAGAGAGACACCUUGAAGAUGGAGAUGAGCUUGCUGAAGGCCCGUUUCGAGACCCAGAAGGCCAAGCUGGAGUCGGAGCUGAAGGUGGCCUUAGAACAGCGGGUGACGGAGCGGCUGGCCGAGGUUCACGAGGACAGCUUGCGCCAAAUGACCGCUGUGCGAGAACAACACAGGAAGCAGUUGCUGGACCUAAGCAGCCACCACGAGAAAGAGUUGGCGAAACAGCUGGCUCAGUUCAAAUUAGAUCUAGCUGAGAAGGAGGCGCAGCAGAAGCACCUCACUGAGGACUACGAACAUAGGCUCUCCAAGCAGCGGGAAGACCUGCGGGAGUUCAAGGCCAGGUACCGGCGCCUGGAGGCUCAGCGGGCCGAGAUGGUCAGCCAGUUCCAGGCCAUGAUGCAAUCCCACUGGAACGAGGCCCUCCGGCUCUUCGCCAUCGGCCGCCCUUCCCUCCAGCCCUCGCCGAAAGCCCCGCACCAGGAGGCUGAAGUAGACCCCGACUCUGAGUCGGGAUUUCUGCCCCCCUCCGACCCGCACAAGAAGACCCUAAAAGGGGAGACUCUCUGCGGCAAUGCCCGCAUGGGCGACUGCAAGGAGCCGGCGUGGGACAAGGUGGGGCCGCUGCAGCCCAUCCUCCAUCAGCAGAUCAAAUUGCAGGGGGGCUCGGAAGGACCCGAAAAAUGUCUCCGGGAGCCUCCCCGGCAGUUUCUGCCUCUAGUGCCGGACGUGGGGCGCCUCUCCUCCGAAUUCAGCCACAUUCUCAACUCCAGCCUCCUCAGCCAGCAGGGCUUCCAGCAGCUGGACCCCCAGGUGGACACCACCAUCGCCGGAUCAGGUUUGAAUUUCCACCCGGAAAACCUGGCCGAACACCCCUUUGCGGAUGAGAGGGACGACUCCAGCCCCGAGUUGGCAGGGAACGAAAGCGAGGUCACUCAGCCCAGCUCCGGGGAGGGUGGGGUGCAGGGGCUCCAGCCGGACUUAAACUACUACAUGCGCCUGCUUCUGAGCCACUCGGACUUUGAAAGAAGCGCCCCGCAGCAGGAGUUGUGUGCCACGGACAGCCCACCCCGUGCCACGAAUCGGACACAAACCGGCAACGCCCAGUCUUACCACGAACGGUCCACGGCCCUCUGGGACCCGGCCCAGCCCUCUUUCAGCACCAUCCGCAUCCAGCCGCCCAGCAGCGCCGCCGUCCACAAAACCAAAGUCCCUCUGCCCAAAUCUGGACCUGUCUGCUUAAGCCUGGAACCGGUCAGCCCCUCCAAACAGCAAAAUGUUGCCCACGAGGAAGGCAUCCUGUCUCCCAACCAUGUGGCAGCCGUCUCCCUUCUGCUGAAGCAGUACCAGGCCAAGGGGAGACCCGUCCCCUCCACCGAAGAGCUGUAUAAAUACUUGCACAGGAUAGGGCAGAACGGGCCAGAAACCAAAGGGGACGGGAACCUGCCAGCCCGCCGGAACCUGGAUCCUAAAUUGUCCGAAUCGAUGAGGAAAGAGGGCCCUCCCAGCCGGCGGUCAGCCAGCUCAGGGCCUGGUCGGGAGAAGUCCCAUGGUCCUGGGAAGACGGGGAAGAAGCUCUCCGGGUCGCUGGCCUCCCACUCUCGCAGCAGCAGUAGCAGCCGGGGAGGAAGCGUGUGGAGAUAGCAUCUUGGCAACUGGGCCAUUUCUCUCCGUCCCUCUUUCCUCUUUUGUCCGCUGAAUCGACGCAGGUGGACGACGGCCCCGGUUUUGCUUUCUACUGCAGCUAGGAAUCUAAAAUACUGCCGAGAACGGAAGUUCGUGUUGUUUGAAGCCUUCGCUCUGGCAAAGAAUUCAGAAACGGAGGGGUCAUUUUCUGGAUAACGGAGAACAGAUGCUGCCAGACCCUUGGGACACCCACUUCUCGGGAUCUCUGACUCUCAUCCGUCGGGAUUUCUCUUCUUGAGGUCCAUCUCUGCUCUCCAUUUGCAGAAGGAAUCUGGCCGAAGUCUCCAAACGUAGCCACUUAAGACUUGUGGACUCCAACUCCCAGAAUUCCCCCCAGCCAGCUCUCCCCCCCCUUUGCUGAAAUCAAGAUAUAUAACAUCGACCGCAUACCCGCUAUCUAUUAAGAAAAUUAUCCCAUGGGCAAAAAAAAUCCCACAAUAAAGGCAGUUUAGUAGCCACAUUUGUUUCUUAUCCAUGCUGAAUUCUGGUAAAAGGCUGGCUGGGGAAUUCUGGGAAGUUGAAGUCCCGGAAGUCUUAAAUUUGGAGUCUUCCGUUUCACAGCUUUUUCUUAGUGUCAGGUUACAAGGAUGCCUUUGCAACCUUCUCCAUAACCAACCUGCGUUUCUUUCCCGGCUUAUUUCAAGCGCAUCCUAAACCUGAAUUUGCCGUGUUUACUUCUGGAUGCACCGCAGUUUUAGGAACGCCCGGCUUGGCUUUAUACGUUUGCUCUUUUUUGCAGAGUUCAUUAUUUUUGUAAAAAGGUUAUUUUUUAAAUAAAUGACAUUGUGAGUUGUUUUUAAGCAAA